Messenger RNA from Oryza sativa Japonica Group (Japanese rice), 3243 nucleotides. Its product is annotated as probable L-type lectin-domain containing receptor kinase S.5. Gene Ontology annotation, molecular function: ATP binding; carbohydrate binding; protein kinase activity. Lineage: Eukaryota; Viridiplantae; Streptophyta; Magnoliopsida; Poales; Poaceae. The record is from RefSeq and is a predicted model, not a curated record. Gene Ontology annotation, cellular component: plasma membrane. Gene Ontology annotation, biological process: protein phosphorylation.
AUUAUACAGUGACAUGCCGAGCAACAAACCGGCCUACUAUUUUUCUUCUUUCCGGAUGGAGUCACGAUCGCUGUUGCACGGACAUUUUGUCUAUGACGCGGUAAGAGGGAGGGAAAAAAAACAGUACAUAUUAUGGACGUUUGCGUUGCAGCCUUGCAGUUGCGGGUUAGCCCGUUCCUUCUGCACAGAGACAAAAACAUCACUGGAGCCACACCAGCACAUGUUCUAACCUUCAGGAUUCCAAUUUUUUAAUGUGGAGGUAAUAGCCAUUCGCCUGCAGAUUAUACAGUGACAUGCCGAGCAACAAACCGGCCUACUAUUUUUCUUCUUUCCGGAUGGAGUCACGAUCGCUGUUGCACGGACAUUUUGUCUAUGACGCGGUAAGAGGGAGGGAAAAAAAACAGUACAUAUUAUGGACGUUUGCGUUGCAGCCUUGCAGUUGCGGGUUAGUUGGAUCAGUAGGAAGGUCAGAGAGUUUCUGCAAGCAGAGAAUCAGAUCUGGGGAAUGGAAUGGCGCGAGCAAGGAAGCAACCAACCGUCCACUUCCAUUUAUAAGUCGCGGCUCGCGAGCUAGCAAACCCCCCUUGCUACAUCACCAACCCCCACCCUUUUCUCCAUUUCGUGGCCAACUCCUCCGCAGACCUGCCCUUCCGUAUGGGCCUUCCCGGCCGUCGCCACCGCGGCGCCAUGGCCGGCCGCGCCCUCGUCGUGCUGCUGUGGUGCGUGUCCGCCUCCGUGUUCCUCCCCUCCGCCCGCGCGCAGACCACCACCUUCACCAGCGCCAUCGACGGCAAGAAGGCGACCACCUUCUCCUUCCCCACGUUCGACAAGUCCCUGAUGCAGCUCGGCGCCAACCUGACCUUCUCCAGCAACGCCACCGUCAGCCAGAGCGCGCUGCAAGUCACCCCGGACAGCAGCAACAAUCCUCUGGACUACCUCGUCAACCAGGCCGGCCGCGUCUUCUUCCCCACCCCGUUCGUCCUGUGGUCCUCCAACUCGUCCAACUCCACCGCCGAUGGCAAGUACGUCGCCUCCUUCUCCACGGUGUUCAGGGCCAACCUCUACCGAUCAAACACGACCAUGAAAGGAGAGGGGCUGGCGUUUGUCAUCGCGUCCACCAACGCCAUCAACCCGCCGCCGGGCAGCUACGGCGAGUAUCUUGGUCUCACCAACGCCUCCACCGACGGCAACGCCACCAACGGGUUCGCGGCCGUGGAGCUGGACAGCGUGAAGCAGCCCUACGACAUCGACGACAACCACGUCGGCCUCGACAUCAACGGCGUCCGCUCCAACGCCUCCGCCUCCCUCACCCCCUUCGGCAUCCAGCUCGCGCCCAGCAACACCACCACUGACGACGGCAACUACUUCGUCUGGGUCGACUACAAUGGCACGUCGCGGCACGUGUGGGUGUACAUGGCCAAGAACGACACCAGAAAGCCCUCGACCCCGGUGCUCGACGCGCCGCUGGACCUCUCCACCGUCCUCCGCGGCAACAAGGGCUACUUCGGCUUCUCGGCGUCCACCGGCGAGACGUACGAGCUCAACUGCGUGCUCAUGUGGAACAUGACCGUCGAGAUGCUCCCCGACGAGGGCGCCACCAAGAAGAAGGCGGCCCUGCCCGGAUGGAAGCUCGGGGUGGUCGUCGGCGUGUCAUCCUGCGCCGUCGCCGUGGUGCUCGGGCUGUUCGCCGCGCUGUACAUCCGGAAGAGGAGGAAGAGGAUCGGGGACGACCCGAGCUCCGUGUUCAACACCACCAUUGAUUUCAGGAGCAUCCCGGGUGUGCCAAGGGAGUUCGAUUACAGGGAGCUAAGGAGAGGGACCAACAACUUCGACGAGAAGAUGAAGCUCGGGCAGGGCGGCUACGGCGUGGUCUACCGCGCCACCGUCGUUGGGGAGAACGGCCAGAACAUGGAGGUCGCCGUGAAGCAGUUCUCCGGUGCCAACACCAAGGGGCAGGAGGAUUUCCUCGCCGAGCUCAGCAUCAUCAACCGCCUCCGGCACCGUAAUCUCGUCAAGCUCGUCGGUUGGUGCCACCAAAAUGGCGUCUUGUUGCUGGUGUACGACUACAUGCCGAACGGUAGCCUGGACACGCACCUCUUCGGCGGGCCGGAGUCGGAGGUGCUGAACUGGCAGCAGCGCUACAACGUCGUCACCGGCGUCGCGUCGGCGCUGAACUACCUCCACCACGAGUACGACCAGAUGGUGAUCCACCGCGACAUCAAGCCGUCCAACGUCAUGCUCGACUCCGCCUUCAACGCGCGGCUCGGCGACUUCGGCCUCGCCCGCGCGCUCGAGUCCGACAAGACGUCGUACACCGACAUCAUCGGCGUCCCGGGGACGCUGGGGUACAUCGCGCCGGAGUGCUUCCACACCGGCCGCGCGACGCGGGAGUCGGACGUGUUCGGCUUCGGCGCCGUCAUCCUGGAGAUCGUCUGCGGCCGCCGCAUCUCCUGCAGCAACCCCGCCGGGUGCAGCCAGCUGCUGGAGGCCGUGUGGAAGCUCCACGGCGCGGCGGGCGGCGGCGGCGGCGGCGGCCGCAUCCUCGAGGCCGUCGACCAGAGGCUCGCCGGCGAGUUCGACGAGGCCGAGGCCGAGCGGCUCCUGCUGCUGGGCCUCGCGUGCAGCCACCCGAACCCCGGGGAGCGGCCGAGGACGCAGACCAUCCUGCAGAUCCUGACGGGCGCCGCCCCGCCGCCGCACGUUCCGCCGUCGAAGCCGGCGUUCAUGUGGCCCGCGAUGCCCGUCGCGCUCGAUGGCGACGACGACGACGAGACGUCGCGCAGCAGCACGGUGAUGAACUCGUCGUCGUCGUACUACGUGUCCUCGUCGGGUUGGACCCAGAACUACCAGGUCAGCAAGGAGCACGAGGUGGCGGACAGGGACGUGGCGACGGUGUGACCGUAGACGAGUCCACGGCCCACACGUGCGGCCGGGACCCGACCCAUCGCAUCGGAUUUGGCACGUUACCGUGGAGUUGGUGACAACGUUGAGAACAAAGAUGGGACGGAUGAAAGGUGUAAAUAAUGUCCAUGAAUAUGCUAUCGAGCUUUCCAUUUGUUUUUUUUGCUCUGGGAGCUUCUUUAGUACAGUGGAGUACAAGACUACUGGUGUUUAGAUUUGUUUCAUUUUCUUCAUACUUUGAUGUCAAGCUGUAAUGUUCUCAAUUGGUGUAACAAUGGUGGCUUGAUCACUUCCAAAUAGCGGAAUGUGUAAGCAUUAGUCAUGAUAGGCGAUUGCUCCUUA